GAGAAGAAGAGUACAAACUGGGAUUACAAAACGCUCAAACCAAUCAACUAAUCUCACCAACAAAUCUCUUAAUCUCUCCAAAUAAACCCUCAAACAAUUGCUCAGAAAAACUAUCCUUUUUCUGUACUCCAAAUAUCCCCAAACAAAUCUCCAAACAAAGCCAAAGAAACCCUAAUUUGUAUGUUGCUAUUUAUAGCAAACACCAAACCUAAUAAGAACAGGAAACACAAAACAGGCCCUGACCUGAUUGGCGGUCGACCGCCCAAAGUUCGCGGUCGAUCGCGAUCAAGCGACAGAGACCAAAUUCGCCUACAGGGUCUCGCGGUCGACCGCGUCAAAUCCAGACUCCUACUCUGGCUUGUGCACGUUCGCGGUCGACCGACCUUGCGCCGCGGUCGACCGCGCAGCACCCAAAACGACUCAUGCGCCUCCAAACCUGUUCUGAUCCAAAAUUUCUCGCCGAUUCUACAGAUUGCUCGGAUGCCAUCCUAAAAGACUUUAAAUUUACAUAAAUCCCCUUAAAACAUUUUAGGAAAAUAAUCAUGUUAAUAAUAAGGGAAUAGUUGACCCACUGCCAAAAAAAAAAAAAGGAAUAAAUUUGUAGUAUCCUACUACAACUUAUUUUGGUAGAUGACUUUGGGGCCCUACGGAGACGACACUCUUGUAGCUGUCUCUCUGAAUAUCGCCAGAGAGGGAAUCAGAGAGAGGAGAAACAAAAGAAUCCCCACUUCAUUUCUCUUUCUUCGUUCUCUCUCUCUCAUCAAUUCCUCAUUAGAGAGAGAGAGAUCGGACCUUCUUCAUCCUUUGGAUCCUUCUCUCUUUCUCUCACUACAAAAAAGUAGAGAGAGAGAGAGAGAGAGAGAGAGAGAGAGAGAGAGGAGCAGCAGAAGAGGGAAUGUAAGCUGUUACCCCCGAAUAAAAAAAACCCAGCUGUCCAUCUCCCAAAAGGAACCAAUCCUUUUCGUCCUCCACCUUUCUCCUCCCUUUCCCACUUUGUUCUCUCUCUCAUCCAAGAUCUGUUCUUUUUUUUCCCACCCCCUCUCUGUCCUCUCACUGCCAAUGCUGUGUCCUUCACAGUCUCAAUUUGGGUAUUUUUGGAGUGAUUUCUGGUCUCAAUUCCGUCUGGGUCUGUUCAGAUUUCAAUUCCAUUGGUUGGCCUCUUUCUUGCGUUAUUAUGCUAAAUACUUUACUGCUGUGAAUUGGGGUUGACUUGAAUUUUUCUGGGUCAAGUGCAAAAUCUCAUUUUAUUCUCUUUUUUAGGGACAUUGUAUCUGGGUUUCUGUCAAAAUCAGCAUCUACAGUGUAGAGUGCGUAAAGGUUGGGUUUUUAGCCCCGUCUGAAGUUCUGUUAUUUUAUGUUAUUUGCAGUUUGGUUGUUUAUUUUAUUAAGAGGGAAUGCAGCUCAGUAUCUUGUUAGUCAUCCUAUGGCUAGGCCUUGCAGCAGCAAGUUCAGAUAUAGAUGCUCUCUUGGAAUUCAAGAAAGGGAUCCGAAAAGAUCCGUCAGGCAACAUUAUGGAUUCAUGGGAUCAAGUUAACUCGCAGGAUUCUGGUGGGUGUCCUGUAAAAUGGAAUGGAGUUCAGUGUAAUGUUGACCGAGUGUCUUCGAUCAAUUUGAAUGAUAUGGGAUUGGUUGGAACCAUCAAUUUUGCUGCCCUUGCCAAAAUGCAGAUGCUUCAGAAUUUGUCAGUGUCAAAUAACUAUUUCAAUGGGAAGUUAUCUCCUGAAGUUGCGCUUAUUGGUUCGUUGCAGUUUCUCGAUCUCUCGGGUAACUCGUUUGAUGGGUCGAUACCUGAUGAUUUGACUAAAAUUGGAAAUUUGGUGUCUUUGAAUCUGUCUUCAAACAAUUUCAGAGGUCCGGUUCCUUCUGGGUUUGGCAAUUUGAAGAAGCUGAAGUACUUAGAUUUGGGAAGCAACAGUCUUUCUGGUGACCUUGAUGGUAUACUUAGUGAAUUGCAGAGCGUGGUCUAUGUUGAUCUCAGCCAGAACCAGUUAUCUGGCUCUAUUGAGUCACUUUCUGACAAUUCGAGUAUUAUUGAUUCGUUGCAGUACUUAAAUAUCAGCCACAAUAAAUUGUCUGGCAACCUAUUCGCUAAAGAUCCAGCUCCGGUUUUUGACAGUUUGGAGGUGUUUGAUGCCGGCUUUAAUCAACUUAGUGGAAAUGUUCCAUCCUUCAAUUUUAUGUUUUCUCUUCAAGUUCUAAGAUUGGAAAAUAAUCAGCUUUCUGGCUCUUUGCCUGAGGCAUUGUUUAAGGAGAGUUCAUUGGUCUUGGCUGAACUAGACCUGAGCUGCAAUCAACUUACAGGUCCUAUCAAGAUCAUAACCUCCUCUUCUCUGAAGACUCUCAAUCUUUCCACCAACAAACUGACAGGUUCUUUGCCUGCCAGAGUUGGAAGUUGUGCCACUGUUGAUUUUAGCAAUAACAUGCUAUCUGGGAAUCUUUCAGAUGUUAGAAAUUGGGGAAAUUAUGUGGAAGUUAUCAAUCUAAGUUCAAACAAAUUGACGGGAACAUUGCCGAAUGAAACAUCUCAGUUUCUGAGGCUGAUGGCUUUUAAGGCUUCAAAUAACUUGCUAUCUGGAGAACUUCCACCAGUAAUUGGGACAUAUCCUGAGAUAAAUGUCAUUGAUCUUAGUCUCAACCAACUAUAUGGGAUAUUACCUUCUACUCUAUUUACAUCAUUGAGAUUGACGGAUCUGAAUCUUUCAGGAAAUAGCUUUAACGGACACAUCCCAUUUCCAAAUUCAGCGGCCUCCAUGUCCUCAGAUAUCCCUUCACUUCCCAGCCAAGGUCUCAGUCUGGCUUCUCUUGAUCUUUCAAAUAACUCAUUGAACGGUUCAUUGCCCGAAAACGUUGGUGCUAUGACUGAGUUAAAAUUGUUUAAUAUCGGAAGGAACAAUAUCUCAGGAAAGAUCCCAAAAGAAAUUGGCUCGAUCCAUAGCUUGCUAUACAUUGACUUGUCUAAUAACCACUUCGAAGGCAGCAUACCUGACAAUUUUCCUGAAGGCCUUCUGGAAUUCAAUGUCUCAUACAAUGACCUUUCUGGCACUGUACCUGACAAUUUGCUGAAAUUUCCUACUUCAUCAUUUCAUCCAGGGAAUAACUUGCUGGUUAUCCCUAAUUCACCUCCUUCAAAUAAUCCUGAUCUUGAUAACGAGAAGCAUAGUCAUCGAAUGAGAAGGAUAAUUAUGUAUAGUCUUAUCGCGGGUGUUGUCACAAUUGCUAUCCUUGUUCUUGUGGCGAUUCUUAUUUACCGUAGGGUUUCUCACAAAGCCGAUGCUACUGAGCAACAACAAAUUACGGGCACUAACGUUUUUGGUAGACGAAAAAAUGCAAAGGCACCUGCUUUGAAUACAAGUUUUUCUCAUGAUCAUUUGCUUCCAUCAGGGUCAGCUUCUUUGCCAAUUUCGAGAGAAUCUAAAGAACCUGGCGUUCAUGGGUCACCACCAAAAGUUAAAGGAAAUUCCUCAAUGUCUCUUAUGAUGCCUCCUAAUGAUCCUACUUCAUCUGAGAAUCCUUCAGUGCUCAAUGUAUGUUCUCCUGAUAGACUAGCAGGUGACUUGCAUCUAUUUGACAAUACAAUCCUAUUUUCAGCAGAGGAACUUUCUCGUGCACCUGCAGAAAUUAUUGGGAGAAGUUGUCAUGGGACUUCGUAUAAGGCGACAUUAGCCAGUGGGCAUAUAAUCACUGUGAAAUGGCUAAGAGAAGGCAUUUCAAAGAGUAAGAAAGAAUUCUCUAGGGAAGCAAAAAAACUUGCGACUAUUAGGCAUCCCAAUAUUGUAUCUCUAAGGGGUUUUUAUUGGGGUCCAAAAGAACACGAGAGACUUAUCAUAUAUGAUUAUUAUAUUGGUGCAGCAUCUUUGACGGCACACCUCUGUGAGUUUGAACAAAGAGGGCUUCAACCAUUAUCCCUGAGCCAGAGACUUGCUAUAUCUGUAAAUGUCGCUUCCUGCCUGAACUACUUGCACAACGAGAGAGCGAUACCCCACGGAAAUCUCAAAUCCUCAAACAUCAUAAUCCAGUCUACGGACAUAAAUACCCUUCUCACUGAUUACAGUCCUCACAAGAAUAAUGAAUCAGCAGGAAUGGCUGACCAAGCUUCUGAAUGCGGUGCUCUUGGAUACCGCCCUCCGGAAUUUGCGAACACAAUUAAGCCCUGCCCUUCUCUGAAGAGCGAUGUAUAUGCUUUUGGUGUAAUUUUACUUGAAAUCUUGACUGGAAAAAAUGCUGGAGAGAUUGUAUCGGGGAAUCCUGGAGUAGUAGAUUUAACUGAUUGGGCGAGACUAUUGGCGAGCGAGAAUCGCGCUUAUGAGUGCUUUGAUAAGCGUGUUCAAGAAACGGGUAAUUCUGAAGAAUCUACAAAGAUUUUGGAAGCUAUGCUGCAAGUUGCUCUCAGGUGUAUAAGAUCAGCGCCAGAGAGGCCUGAGAUUGGAACCGUGUACGAAGAUCUUUCUUCUAUAUCGGUAUAGGAUACAGUAUGCAGAUUUGUACAUCUACUGACCAGUCUGAUGAAUUUUGAUGCCAUUGACUCUACUGCUAACCGACGGCGUUGGUGAUUCUUUUUUCAAUCUUCUUCUGUCUUGUUUUUUCGUCGAGCGUUUGUUCUAUUCUUUUUUAUGUAGAAUGUUUUAUUAGUGGUUUGUGGCUUGUAACGGUGGAAGUGCGAAUCUGUAGUAUUCAGCCUAUGACUCGUAGGCAGAAAAUGCGUUUAUAAAGACUACGUAUUUGCACUCUUGA
Molecule: messenger RNA, 4731 nt
Organism: Asparagus officinalis (garden asparagus)
Lineage: Eukaryota; Viridiplantae; Streptophyta; Magnoliopsida; Asparagales; Asparagaceae
Product: probable inactive receptor kinase At5g10020
Exons: 3
Coding region: 1395-4463 (1022 amino acids)
Biological process (GO): protein phosphorylation
Molecular function (GO): ATP binding; protein kinase activity; protein binding
Source: RefSeq, a predicted model, not a curated record